Messenger RNA from Salvia hispanica, 1755 nucleotides. RefSeq names its product transcription factor bHLH144-like. Lineage: Eukaryota; Viridiplantae; Streptophyta; Magnoliopsida; Lamiales; Lamiaceae. Gene Ontology annotation, molecular function: protein dimerization activity. The record is from RefSeq and is a predicted model, not a curated record.
UUUUACUGCAUUUAAUAAUCUUCACACGCCAAUCCUCCACUAGGACCACCACUUUUUUCAACCUCUCUCUCCCACUCACCAAAAAUAUCACCUCUUUCAUUAUUCCCUCUGAACAACCGAUUCUGCUGUGGGUUUUUUUAUUUCAUUUUCUUCUUGAAAGGGGUAGGUGUCAUACAUAUUAAAUUUAUUGAGCUUAAGAAGUAGAUCAACAUGCCGUGGGUAUCUCCGAAUUAUUUUGGGAAGCGUCUGCGAUUGGUUGUAUUCUUUCUCGUUAUCCUAUAAAUCAAUUCCAUUUGACAAGUUUUUUUGAGCUGCCUUAUUUUGGUCGACUUGUCUACUAGCUAUAUUUUGUCGUGGUGGGUGAAGUGAGAAGAAUGCGCAUUGCUGUCUCUCGAAAGAAAAAUCAGAAAGCAAAACAACUGGCACAGAUUAAUAUGAGUAUUGGAAGCAUUGCUUUUUACCAAUUGAUGCAAGUUAGACAGGCUGAAUAUUUCCGUCAGUUGCUUAAGCCUGUUACGUAGUCUGGGCAUCAGAAUUGACAUUUGUUAUCAUUUGGUUGGGUGAAAUCAAUUUAGAACUGAUAAAAGUCUGCCCCAUUUAGCCUUGAUGGAUACAACUUAGUUCAACCUUUAGCCUUUCCUCAAGAAUUUAUUUCUUUUCCCCAAAUUCUGUCCAAAACUGAAUCGUUAUCAUUACAAGCCACUUCGUAUUUGUUUCCUGAAAAACUUUCUAGACAAGCUUUCAUGCAUAGCAACCUGCCAAACUUCCCUGAAAAGCCGAUGCCCCCUCUUGGUGAUCAAGUGGGCUAUUGCACGCAAAAUGCUCAUAUGGCUUCUCUCUUUGAUGGGCUCGUCGCCCCCGACAAUAUCAAACCCCGUAUGCCUUUUGGCAACAUUGAUAUACAACCCACCGAUGCCUGCCCAAGAAACUUCAUAAUCUUCGACCAAACCAAGAACCGAAGCCAGAUAAUGCUCCACCCGGAGAUAAGCUCCAAAAUGUUCUAUCCCGGUUUUGGUGUCCAUACGGCUCUCUUCCAAGAGACCGUCGGUCUAAAGGCUUCGAAUGACGAAGGAGAAGCUACGACAUCUCAACCGAAAGAAGAUUCGGAUGACAUUGAUGCUCUUCUAGGUACGGAAUAUGUAGAAGAAUCCGAUGAUGAAGUGAGCACAGGGCGAACAAACGGCGUCUACGAGUGCAGCUCCCCGGAUUCGUGCUCGAACUACGAGUCCGUGUCCAAGAGGAGCCGGCCCCUGUUCAAGAAGUCGAAUGAGAACCGUGGCAACGACAAGAAACGCCAGAAAGUGAGGAAAAUGGUGAAGGCGUUGAGAGGGAUCGUUCCCGGUGCUAACAGGAUGAGCUCUGUUGCUGUGCUUGAUGAAGCUGUCCGUUAUCUGAAGUCCCUCCGCGUGGAGGUGAAGAAGCUCGGAGUUGGAAGCUCGAAUGAGUAGAGCUCGAUCGAUUGCCAGGUCAGCUGACAAGAUCAUUUCUUGGUUUAAUGUCUUAAUGCUAAGCAGCAUAUUUGCCUAUAAAUUUGUAGCCAAGAUUUCAUAUUCUUGGCCAGCAAAGAUUUGCCAUAUCUGUUGUUUAAUAAUUAUUGUGGAAUAGUGUUGAUGAUUAUCUAGUUGUAGCUUUUGAUGGAAAUAUGCUAAAUUUUCAGUUUAGUAUGUUAUUUCUGUAGCAGUGUUCUUAAAAAGAGUAACUUUGUAAUCUUGAACUUGCAGCUUGUUUAUACGAUUAUGUAGCAAUGCUUCUUUA